Messenger RNA from Exophiala bonariae, 1383 nucleotides. RefSeq lists its product as uncharacterized. NCBI's taxonomy places the organism in Eukaryota, Fungi, Ascomycota, Eurotiomycetes, Chaetothyriales, Herpotrichiellaceae. The coding region runs from base 1 to 1383 and encodes 460 amino acids. The transcript has 2 exons. The record is from RefSeq and is a predicted model, not a curated record.
AUGAAGUCCUAUACUGGUAUUCUGCUGAGCCUCGGUGCUCUGGCAGCUGCAGCGCCCCAGGUCACUCUGACACCUGCCAGUGGACCAAUUCCACCCGUUCGGAGUGCUGACCCAACAGGGGAGACAUCGCAUGGUCCAUUCGAGGGCACACCUACGACAACAGGUGCUCUUUCUGCACCUCCGCAGGCACAGUCUAUCGCUCCCCUUCCACCACUACCCGUGACCUACAGCAACGAGAACGGCGAGCUACAAGCAGGAUUUCAACCCGUCCCCUAUCAACCAGCGGGUGGUGCUGGUACAAAUGGCACCGAGCCAUAUUAUCAUCCGUUGUCGGACUUCGACUACGAAUCACUCACUCUUGCACUUUAUCAAGAAUGGAUUGAAUUGGAUCUCUUCAACAACGGUCUAGCUACCUUCUCGGAUGCAGAUUUUGAGGCCGCUGGGCUGACGGCAGAGGAUCGUUAUCUGAUCUCAUUUAUGGCAAACCAAGAAAUUGGCCAUUCGACAUUGCUCAGCAACAUUCUCGGUGCGGCAGCACCACCUCAAUGCACAUACAACUAUCCCUUCACAACGGUUCGAGAGUUCAUCGAUUUCAACCAGAAGCUCACUAGAUUUGGUGAGAGCGGAGUUUACGGUUUCCUUGGUCAUUUGGAUUCGCGCGAAUCCGCUACACUUCUGCUUCAGUCGAUUACCACUGAGGCUAGACAGCAACUGAUCUUCCGUCAAUUCAACGGCCUUUUCCCUAUGCCUGUUUGGUUUGAAGUCGGAAUACCCCAAUCUUGGGCUUGGACUCUAUUGGCACCAUACAUUUCCAGCUGCCCGGCAAACACGACACGUCUUGCGUGGCAAAAUUUCCCAUCUUUAAGCGUGGAUAAUCAGCCAAAUCCUGCCAAAACCGAUCCAAACCUCGGACCACCUGAGAGCGUUACUGGUUCAAACCCUUUGAACAGUUCCAACAUUGCGGAUGAUAACCUUUGCGUCAAUAACACGGACUUGUUGAACGACUGUGGUCCUGCGAUUAGCCAAAAUAAAUCCAUCCCUCUCUCAUAUCCUGGUCGUCCCAUUCAAUUUUCUUGGGGCAAUGUGAAUGAGACCGUCGGGCCCAACAAUAGCUACGUGACUGCGCGAUCGCCUCUAGCAGACGAGCCACGUUACGCCAUGUUCGUCUCUCAGCUUAACGCCACCUAUGUUCCCCUGGUCAACGUCAGUGGUACUUCCGGCGCCGCAAUCCAACCUAACAUGUCGACUUUUGAGGGAGAUCCAGCUGUUAAUGGAACAAUGUUCAUCGUUUUGACCAGUCAAAAUCCUUAUCUGACGCCGUUCAACUUGUCCAUGAUCAACCCUUUCGUCUAUGCAGGUCCAGUACUGUACCAAGCGGGAUAA